AUCCAUUUAGAGCUCGGUUAGAAUCGCUUUUCGUUUAGUUUCGAGCGAGAGCAGCUAGAAGUCGGUAGUAUAUUUCCAAUUGACGAAGCAAACUGGUGUAAUAGUUGAAAUGGCUACGAACGAUGCACCUGUGCUGGAAUCAUGCAUUCCAAUUCCUAUCGAGGAGGAGUGUCUGCUGGAGGUCAUCGAGAAGGCCAAGGACUGGGCCAUCAUGCACGGAGCCGCUAUGCGUUCCAAGAACAACUUUAGCCCGGAUGCUCUGCAGUUUGCUCCAUUUAUCUUGACACCGAGUUCGUUCCCGAGGAAGGAGUUCGAGAAAGCUGUUGAGCUGCAAGUAACUCUCAACGAGCUGAUGCAUUAUGUUGCCCACGAUGAGGAAUUUCUGAAGGAAACUUUGCGGAACACGAUUCAGGUGGAUGCCUUUACUGGUGCUCUGUUUGAAAUCUACGAAACCGUUCUGAAGGAGGGAAUCUCUCAGCCGAUUUCAUUGGGCCUUUUACGAUCCGAUUUGAUGCUGGAAACAAAGUGCGAGAACUCAUGCCCAAUCCGGUGCGCCCGGGCUAAACCCUACUGCUGCUGGAAGCAGGUGGAAAUAAAUACCAUCGCCUCGGGCUUUGGUCAUCUGGGACCGGCGAGCAAAGCCAUUCAAAGCUUCAUCUUGAAGGAGCUGGGACAUGCGGAUAAACUGGUCGAUCUCCCGGAAAACCACGCCCUAUCGGGUUUGUGCAACGGUAUGGUCGAAGCGUGGAAGAUCCAAGAUAAUCCCUCGGCAGCGAUCAUGUUCGUAAUCGAGGACGUGACCUACAACAUUUGCGAUCAACGAUUCCACGAGUUCUACAUCCGGGAAACGUAUCCGCACAUACCGGUGAUUCGCCGAUCGUUGACCCAAAUCUAUCAACAGGGAAAGUUAGGUUCUAAUGGCGACCUUCUCAUCGAUGAUACGGUUGUAACCGUCAUCUACUUCCGGGCCGGCUACGAACCUGGUCACUAUCACGGACCGAACGAAUGGGCCGCUCGGCUUUUAAUGGAACGGUCCAAGGCUAUCAAGUGUCCUUCGAUUCACUAUCACCUAGCUGGCACGAAGAAGGUCCAGCAAGCAUUGGCGAAACCCAGCAUCUUGAAACGAUUCAUUCACGAGGAAGCAAAAAUUGACAGCAUCAAGGAUAUAUUUACAGGACUUUAUUCACUGGACAAGGGCGAGGAAGGGGCUCAGGCAGUCAAGUUGGCGUAUUCCAACCCGGAACGGUACGUGCUGAAGCCACAACGCGAAGGAGGCGGCAAUAACGUAUACGGUGUGGACAUUCCUGAGGCUCUGGAGAAGAUGAACGAAGACGAACGGUCGGCUUGGAUUCUGAUGGAACGCAUCUUUCCGCCACUGUCGCGCGGUUACAUGGUUCGUCCGGGUGGAAACAUGCCCCCACAAAUCGUGGACUUGGUGUCGGAGUUGGGUAUUUUCGGUGCAAUCAUUGGAACAAAGGACAAGAUCCUGUACAACAAACAAGUCGGUCACAUGUUGCGAACCAAACUGUCUAGUGCCAACGAGGGAGGAGUUGCUGCCGGUUUGGGUGCCUUGGAUAGCCCUUACUUGAUUGAUUAGCGGAAUAAAUUGAACAACUACCAAUAUACUGCAUGUGACACUAUUCCAAGGCAAUCAAUACAAUUUUGCAUUUUCCUUUCAUGUACUGUAAUGUUUACUUCUGUUGAGAGCUAUUUUAUAUACAUUGUGAUUAAUUGAA
Messenger RNA from Ochlerotatus camptorhynchus, 1736 nucleotides. Its product is annotated as glutathione synthetase-like. Gene Ontology annotation, molecular function: glutathione synthase activity; glutathione binding; ATP binding. The record is from RefSeq and is a predicted model, not a curated record. Gene Ontology annotation, biological process: glutathione biosynthetic process. The transcript has 6 exons. The coding region runs from base 110 to 1597 and encodes 495 amino acids. Gene Ontology annotation, cellular component: cytosol. Lineage: Eukaryota; Metazoa; Arthropoda; Insecta; Diptera; Culicidae.